Messenger RNA from Myripristis murdjan (pinecone soldierfish), 4212 nucleotides. RefSeq names its product eukaryotic translation initiation factor 4, gamma 2a (gene eif4g2a). The coding region runs from base 631 to 2739 and encodes 702 amino acids. Lineage: Eukaryota; Metazoa; Chordata; Actinopteri; Holocentriformes; Holocentridae. Gene Ontology annotation, molecular function: translation initiation factor activity; protein binding; mRNA binding. The record is from RefSeq and is a predicted model, not a curated record. Gene Ontology annotation, cellular component: eukaryotic translation initiation factor 4F complex. The transcript has 20 exons.
CGUUGGCGUUCCUUUGUUAAAGGUCGUGUUUUUUCCUGCCCCACUCCAAGGACAUUAUUCUUUUCAGAAAUUCUUCUUUGUCAAGCCGCCAAAGUGGAGAGUGUGGUUGCAGAAGGGGGCGCUUCUCGUUUCAGCGAGUUCCUGGGGAAAACCCCAGGUUCUAGCGUUCAGAGAUGGGUACCUUCUCGAAGCACUAGACGAGAUGUCAGCUCCUCCAAUGAGAAAGAGCAAAAUGAUGCAAUCUUCAGGAAAGUGAGAGGCAUACUUAAUAAGCUGACUCCUGAGAAGUUUGACAAGCUAUGCCUUGAGCUCUUGAAUGUGGGUGUAGAUUCAAAAGUCAUCUUAAAAGGAGUCAUCUUGCUGAUUGUUGACAAAGCCCUCGAAGAGCCCAAAUAUAGCUCUCUAUAUGCACAACUAUGUCUGCGCUUGGCAGAGGACGCACCAAACUUUGACGGCCCAUCACCAGAGAUUCAAGCACCAAAAAAGCAGAGCACGACCUUCAGGAGGCUUCUGAUUUCAAAGCUUCAAGAUGAGUUUGAAAACCGCACCAGAAAUGUUGAAAUCUUUGACAAACGUGACAGCCCUCUCACCUCUGACGAGGAGGAGCAGCGCGCUAUUGCUAAGAUCAAGAUGCUGGGCAACAUCAAAUUCAUUGGGGAACUUGGCAAACUUGACCUUAUUCAUGAAUCUAUCCUUCAUAGGUGCAUCAAAACACUCUUGGAAAAGAAGAAGAAAGUCCAACUCAAGGAUAUGGGUGAGGAUUUGGAAUGCCUCUGUCAGAUAAUGAGAACAGUGGGGCCCAGACUUGAUCAUGAAAAGGCAAAGUCUUUAAUGAAUCAGUACUUCGCACGAAUGCGAUCCUUAAUGAACAACAAGGAGUUGCCGGCGAGGAUUCGUUUCUUACUGCAGGACACAGUGGAGUUGCGAGAGAACAGUUGGGUGCCUCGCAAAGCUUUUAUCGACAAUGGACCAAAGAUGAUUAACCAGAUUCGUCAGGAUGCAGUAAAGGAUUUAGGUGUUUUUAUUCCAUCAAUGUCCCAAGGAAUGAGGACUGACUUCUUUAUGGACAGCCCCUUCAUGCCAGCAAGGUUCAAAUUUGACAGGGAAACUCUCGGGGGAUUGGCUGAUAUGUUUGGACAAAUGCCUGUUGGAAGUGGCAUCGGCACAGGCCCAGGAGUGAUUCAGGACCGCUACUCACCUACCAUGGGACGUCACCGUACAAACCCACUCUUCAAUGGCCAUAGUGGACACAACGCCCCCUUACCCCAGUCUCAGUUUGACCUGGGCGGCAAACCUUUCAUGAAAUCAAACCAAGGACAGAAUCUACCCUUCUACAACCAGAACCAGAACCACUCAAUGCAGAUGCAGUCUCAGUCAAAGGAUAUGGCUCCCCGAUUCAUCAAGAAAGGGCAGCUCAAUGCUGAUGAGAUCAGUCUAAGGCCAGCACAGUCAUUCAUCUUGAAUAAAAACCAAGUGCCGAAGCUGCAGCCACAGAUACCAACCAUGAUUCCUCCAAGUGCCCAGCCUCCACGUACACAAACUCCUCCACUGGGACAGCCUCCACAGCUUGGUCUGAAGACCAACCCUCCUCCAAUUCAGGAAAAACCUCCAAAAUCCAAUAAGAAACCCCCGCCUACAAAGGAAGAAUUGCUUAAAAUGACUGAGACGAUAGUGACAGAAUACCUGAACAGCAAGAACAUUGCUGAGGCUGUGCAGGGUGUGAAGGACAUGAGGGCUCCUAAGCACUUCUUGUCCGAGAUGCUGAACAAGAUCGUGGUCUGUUCCCUUGAUCGCCCAGAUGAAGAUAAGGAACACGCCAGCACCCUAAUCCAUGCACUCUGCACUGAAGGUCUCGUCACUGGUGAAAACCUAAUGCAGGCGUUUCUGGGUGUUCUGGACCAGUGUCCCAAGAUUGAGGUAGAUAUCCCACUGGUGAAGUCCUACCUGGCCCAGUUUGCAGCACGCGCCAUCAUUGCGGAGUUGGUGAGCAUUGCCGAGUUAGCCCAUCCCCUGGAGAAUGGCACCCACUUCCCCCUCUUCCUUCUCUGCCUGCAGCAGACAGCCAAGCUGAAAGACCGUGAGUGGCUGGCUGACCUGUUCCAGCAGAGCAAGGUCAACAUGCAGAGGAUGCUACCUGAAAUUGACCAGAACAAGGACAGGAUGCUGGAGAUCCUGGAGGGCAAAGGCCUGAGCUUUUUGUUCCCCCUGAUGAAGCUAGAGAAGGAGCUACUGAAGCAGAUUAAAGCAGACCCUUCUCCCCAGUCCAUCUACAAGUGGAUCAAGGACAACAUUUCCCCUAAACUUCACACUGACAAGGGCUUUGUCAACAUCCUCAUGACCAGCUUCUUGCAGUAUAUUGAUCAUGAGAUCAACGCUGACGAGGAGGAAGAUCAGCUUGCGGCACCAACUAAAGAACAGCUGGAUCAGGAGAAGCAGCUGCUACUGGCUUUCAAGCCAGUGAUGCAGAAGUUUCUGCAUGAUCACAUCAACCUGCAAGUCAGCGCCCUUUAUGCACUGCAGGUCCACUGCAAUGCUAAAUCUUUCCCCAAAGGCAUGUUACUCCGCUACUUUGUAAACUUUUAUGAUAUGGAAAUAAUUGAAGAAGAAGCCUUUCUUGCAUGGAAAGAAGAUAUCACCCAAGAGUUUCCUGGAAAGGGAAAAGCAUUAUUUCAGGUGAACCAGUGGCUGACCUGGCUGGAGACGGCUGAAGAAGAGGAGUCAGAAGAUGACGGUGACUGAAGAACCAGCCAAAGGCCUUGUGGUGUGCAGAUGCAAUGAGUGAUAAAGCUUUUUCCCUUGCUUUUUUUUCUCCUUGUGUCUUGUCCUGUUUCAACCCAAACUCUCCCUCUCUUCUCAUUGUGUGUUUCCUGACAACCACUGUUGCAGUUCAUUACACUAUGAAAUGAUUUUCCACCUUAAGCAAAUGUCACCACCCAUGUAUCUUUUUUUUUUUUCUUGGCAAAGCAGAUAGUCAGCCAUUUAUACACUGAAGAGUUCAAUGAUAACAGCUUGAACCCUCUCUGCACCUUUUGUUAUUGCUUCAACUGUAAUAUAGUUUUAUUCUAAGGGCCUCAUUUCACCACACCAAUAGACAUGUCCAGUGUGCAUUUUUAUCUUAUACAUUUACUUAGUUUGAUGUUUACGGUAUCCAGUGGCUGUAGGCAGUACACUGCCAGGGCAAGCAACAACAGUGAUAUAUGGUGCAGAAAACUGAUAGUGGUGUUUGUUUCCAGCAAAGAAAAACAAAUUGGAUAUCAAAAACUCCAUCAGAAUGACCAAGUGAAGAGUAUAAGAUGAUAAGAUGAAAAGGCAGUUAAACGGUUUCCUCUUGAAGUGUCUUUAACCGGGUCAAAGAGCUAACAAGGUGCCAAAACCUGACCCUUUUUUAAAACUCUUAUUACAUCUAGUAGGAACGUACAUGGAAAGGAGGUGCUGCCAUUAUCCAAACUAUUUUCACCAUGUACAAAAGAGAUGCCUCAAACAUACUGCAAAGGGCCUUUUCAUGCUGCUUUACCGCAUCAGUCACACUGUAGAGAUGCACUUUGCUCAACAUUAUCAUGUUCUUGCAAUAUUGAAAAUACACCACGUCCCUUGAUUUGUUACAAAGAAUCCUCAAUUGUAGUCAUCGGCUGCCAUAAUUACGAUUGUUUUGGUUUCUACCUCAUUAUGCGUGAAGUCCAAUUAUUGUCAUUUCAAAUGAAAAUGCUUCAAGAGUUUAGAGUCGUGCCCAUGUGUGUUAUAGAAAAUAGCCUGUUCUACUUGCACAGUUUAUGCUGAUGUAAAGUACCCAAAUUUAGCCUGAAUUAAGUGCAUUUUGUCUGUGUAUGAACCUUGUGUCAGAAAUGAAUACAUAGGCUUUUUAAUUCAUCAGCCGCUGUUACUCUAUACCUCUCCCAUAUCUGUCAAACUAUACUUGAAUUCCUCAUUUAUAACACGUUAACAUGGCCAACUGGGAUUCUUCUGGUUUAGAUAGUUACCAUCGAAAAAUGGCUUGUGACUUUUAAUUGAAUUGCCACCGCCUUGUGUGGACAUUUUAAGUAUUUAAGUCUAGAUAUUGAGUUUUUAUUGCAUCUUUUAUCUUCAUGAAGUUAUAAAGAAUGAAUCUGUACAAUGAAACUUUCUAUUCAAGAGUGUUAUUGUAAUGUUAUGUUAAGUGCUAGGAAAGUUCAGUGUACAACAACAGCUUAACUUUCAAUAAAGUUUCACAGAUCA